Molecule: messenger RNA, 1554 nt
Organism: Fibroporia radiculosa
Lineage: Eukaryota; Fungi; Basidiomycota; Agaricomycetes; Polyporales; Fibroporiaceae
Exons: 9
Coding region: 1-1554 (517 amino acids)
Biological process (GO): G protein-coupled receptor signaling pathway
Cellular component (GO): heterotrimeric G-protein complex
Molecular function (GO): G-protein beta/gamma-subunit complex binding; G protein-coupled receptor binding; guanyl nucleotide binding
Source: RefSeq, a predicted model, not a curated record
AUGAUUCGUACCUCCAGGCCGCCCUCUGUUCACAGCACCACCACCGACUCGGGUGACCCGUUUUCUGCCAUCCUGCGCCCCCCAGCCAGCGAAUCGGAGCGCGACAAAUUAACCCGCAUCCAGAGGGAGGCUGACGCGAAGCGGAUCAGCGACAGUAUCGACGAAGAGAUCCGAGCAGACGAGAAACGGUACAGGAAGAACAAGCAGGAUGUCAAGCUCCUGUUACUCGGUCAAGCAGAGUCGGGAAAAUCGACGCUGCAAAAGCAGUUCCAGCUCAUCUACAAUCCAAACUCCCUUGACGAAGAGCGGCAUUCCUGGCGUGUCGUCAUCUUUUACAACAUCGUGCGGCCUGUGCUACGUAUUCUCGAGGCGCUUGACUUAUAUGGCGAGAAUGAUGAUGAUGACGACGCCGGCACCGAAAGGACUGCAAGAACAGCGAACAGCGCGUUUGCGCAGUCGUCACCAUCGCCUUCGCCGUCCGUAGACCAACGACUAUCCUCUCUCCGUGACCGCCUCACUCCACUGGCUUCGAUCGAGUCUGCACUAGCGGAGCGGCUAUCGGGCGGCAUCGCCGUAUCCGGCUCAGGUAAAGGAAGUGUGUUUGUGCGCUCGGGUUGGCAAGCACGCACGUUUGGCAUCUCAUUUGGCAAAGCACGCGAACGCACGAGCAGCGUCAAGGGGCGUUUUAGCUUUACUGGGCAGCGGAGCGCGCUGGAGAACGCGCCGGAGGGUGGUAGAGAGGACGUACAGGAGAACCCCAAUUACAGCACGACUGAACUACCAGAGACGGAGAGAGACCAACUUGUGGAAAACGCUGCUGAGAUGCUCAGCUCGUGCAAAUACGAUGUACGUGAGCUGUGGGAGCAUCCUGUUGUGAAGAGAUUGCGCGAGAACCGCAGGCUGAGACUAGAGGAGUGGGCAGAAUAUUUCCUCAGCAACAUUGAUCGUGUUUCUUCUCAGGACUACAUCCCGACAAUCGAUGAUAUUCUUCACGCGCGCAUCCAGACCAUGGGCGUCGCCGAACAUAUUUUUGAGGUGCCUCUUCAUGGCCGGAUGGUCACUUGGCAUCUCUUUGACGUGGGCGGCGCUCGAGGUCAGAGACAUACAUGGGUACCAUAUUUUGAUGAUACGACGGCCAUAAUCUUCUUGGCGCCUGUCAGCGCGUUCGACCAGUACCUAAGUGAGGAUCCAAAAACCAACCGAGUGGACGAUUCCUUGCAGCUGUUCAAGCAGAUUUGCUCCAAUCAGCUAUUGAAAAAAGCGCAUCUUGUUCUUUUCCUCAAUAAGCUAGACAUCUUAGCCACCAAACUCACUAGGGGGAUUAAGGUUAAGAAAUACAUCACAUCGUAUGGCGAGCGCCCAAAUGAUGUCGAUGCUGUUGUGGGUUACUUUAAAGCGCAUUUUACCCAAGUCCAUACACGAAACAACGAAAGCCAGCGAGUGCUUUAUACCCACCUGACGAGUGUGGUCGAUACCAAGGCCAUGCAGAGCAUCAUUUCCAAUGUCCGCGACUCCAUUUUCCGGGACUAUCUUAAAUCCGCCGCACUGGUGUAA